This is a messenger RNA of Vespula pensylvanica (western yellowjacket), 1226 nucleotides long. RefSeq lists its product as uncharacterized. Bases 354 to 839 code for a protein of 161 amino acids. NCBI's taxonomy places the organism in Eukaryota, Metazoa, Arthropoda, Insecta, Hymenoptera, Vespidae. The transcript has 3 exons. The record is from RefSeq and is a predicted model, not a curated record.
UUUCGCUGUGAAGCGAUAUAGUGCGUUUCGUGAUGUACUAUUACGUUUCAACCUGAAUCACGUGAUUGUUUUUAGCGUAAUUAAAAACAAAGAUUGUGUAUAUCGAUACAAUGUAUCUCAAACAAUACAUUCUUUGAGAUUCUUUUGGAAAACGAUGAACGUCUUACGUUUUACUAUCUUUUUAUAUUCAGAAAAUGGGUCAUCCUAUGAUUAAGGUGUUACGUGUUGACUGUGUUUAAGUAUGAAUAUAACACGACUCGCGCGCGCGAACAAAGUUUACAAUUUGAAUAUUUACUUAAACGAUUUCUUUAACAUUGACGUUACUUUCCAUUUUUGAGUAACCGGCAUGAAGCAUGCAGGCUCCUCUAUCAAGAAGAACGAUAGGCUGCAUUGGAAAAUGUACUUCUGGUCUGAAACGCGAGGAGUUGGAUCAGAUAACAGAUAAUAUUACGAAAACUCUAACGCAUCCGCGUGGUAGACAAAUUUUUCGGAGAUAUUUGGAACAACGAAAUCUCAGAGAUAAUCUCGAAUGUUUAGAUUUAUACGAAACUUGUUCUGAAUUUAUCGCGAAAGAGCAAAAUACGUCAUCGAAAGAUUUUAAUUUAGAAAGUUUAACCAACGACGUUACGAGGAUGAAAGAACUCCUUGAAGAUUUGGACGGUGUUCCACAGAUAGAUUUGGCUCUCUUGGAACGCUUCAAUGGCGCUCUAAACAGUGAGUCCAGAAUAACGAUGCUCGCUGUAUUGGAAAAUACGAGGGAACGUUUAAAAGAUCAUUUGAGGCGUGUACACGGAAGUUUUAAACGAUAUGCUUCAGAACCGUGUCCUAUAAGUAAAUAAAAAAUGUUACCACUUCGAUAUAGGAUCGAUGACUUAAUGCAUUUUAACAUGACGCGUUAUUAUAUCGUAUUUAUAUGUUCGCAAGCGAUAUUUUAAAAUUUAUUACCGUACGAUUAGACUUAUAAUAAUAGAUUUAUUGUACAGCACAAGAAAAAAAUUUUCUACAAUGAAAUGAAAUGUAAAUGGCGUUGUCGUUAUUUAAACAGUCCUGUUUUCUUUAGACGUUAUAUUUUCGAUGGAUAAAACUGAUAUAUACACAUACACUCACGCAUAUACAGAUUUGAAAUAAGCGUAAUAUUCAUAUUGAUUAUUUAUUUUGUUUACGUCGAUUAGUAUCCAUGUAUUUAUUAUUGGCAGUUCGAUAAUUAAAUAAGGUUAAAUAUGGGA